AGGCCAGAGAGAGCAGAGAAGAAAGUGGUGGUGAACGCCUGCUUUCAUGCGUGGGGAAGAGCAUGAGCCUGCAUUGACAUUUCUUUCCAAGGUCCCAUUUUCUCCAGGUUGGAAUAACUGUGGGUCACCACUACUGAGUCAGGAAGCAUGCUAGAGGAGAAUCUCCAUUGAAAAGCAACAACCAAGAAUACAGACUGGCAUUGGUCCCAGUGUCUCCUUUGAGAAUCACCAGAAUAUCCUGAUGGAGGAGGAAGAUACCCAGAGAGAAGAGCCUGAGGAAGAUGCCCAGAGAGAGGAGCCCAGAGAAGAAACCCAGAGAAAGGAGCCCAAACAAGAUGGAGUUGGUGAUGCACAACAUUUUGAGUCCAGCAAGAAUAUGGAAGAGUAUAGCCACAUGCAAAAGCAGUUGGAUUUACAAAAUGGUAGCACAGAGGAAGGAUUUGUAGAGCAAUCCCUGGAGAAAGAUUCCCAAAAUAUGAUGGAGAGCCUAAGCCCGAAGAAGUACUCUUCCAGCCUUAAAUUUAAAGCCAAUGGAGACUAUUCUGGUUCAUAUUUAACCCUCUCACAACCCAUGCCUGCUAAGAGGAGCCCUUCUCCUUUGGGUACCAGUGUCAGGAGCAGCCCCUCCUUGACCAAAAUCCAGGGAAGCAAGCAGUUCUUUGAUGAAACUGACAAGAGUAUUUCCAUGAAACCUCCCACUCCUCUCCUUAGCAAUACACCCUCCCUCAGUGGUUAUCCACUUGGGAGGGCAGAUUUUGAUCAUUAUACUGGCCGGGACACUGAAAGGUCCUUGAGGCUUUCAGAGAAACCUCCCUAUUCUAAAUACAGCUCUAGAAAUAAAUCGCAUGAUAAUGUCUACUUUUUUGGAGGACUGGAAGGACGAAAGGCAUCUGGUUCACUUCUGGCCAUGUGGAAUGGAGGUUCCCUGAGUGACAGUGCCCCAUCUCCCAUCAGCAGAUCUGGGGCAGCUAGCAUGCCUUCAAGCCCGAAGCAAUCCAGGAAAAUGAACAUUCAGGACAACCUAGCACUUCAGCCCAAGUCAACCCGACACAAGGAACCUGUGUCUGAAAACAUCAGUUCAAGAACUAGGAAGUAUUCAGGCAGCAGCCUAAGCCACAUGGGAGCUUAUAGCAGAUCGCUCCCCAGGUUGUACAAAGCCACAGAGAACCAGCUGACCCCUCUCAGCUUGCCUCCAAGAAAUUCUCUAGGCAAUUCCAAACGAACGAGACUGGGGGAAAAGGAUCUACCUCAUAGCAUAAUAGACAAUGACAAUUACCUUAAUUUUUCCUCUCUAAGCUCAGGGGCUUUACCCUAUAAAACCUCUGCACCUGAGGGCAGUCCUUAUGUAAGUUCCACCCUCAGUGUUCCUGCCAGUCCUCGGGUGGCUCGGAAGAUGCUUCUGGCCUCCACCUCCUCCUGUGCCUCUGAUGACUUUGAUAAGGCUCUGUACGCGGGAACUAGCCCAAGCCAUUCAUUUCCUGCUGGGGAAAUGGACAGAGUGUUUGUGGCCAGGAGGAACUUCUCUUGUAGCUCUGUGGACUUUGAUGAUGCUGACUUGGACAGCCUCAGGCAGGCCUCAGGGACGCCCCAACCUGUCCUUCGGGAAAGGAAAAGCAGCAUCAGCUCCAUUUCAGGACGUGAUGACCUGAUGGAUUAUCACCGACGACAGAGAGAAGAAAGACUGAGGGAGCAAGAGAUGGAGCGAUUGGAGAGACAGCGUCUGGAGACUAUCCUCAGUCUCUGUGCUGAGUACACAAAGCCCGACAGUCGCUUGUCCACAGGCACCACCGUGGCAGAUGUGCAGAAAAUCAACAGGGAACUUGAAAAACUGCAGAUCUCCGAUGAGGAGUCCGUGUUUGAGGAAGCCUUGGUGUGCCCCGAUACAAGAUACAGGUGCCACCGGAAGGGCUCUCUCCACAAUGCAGACCUGGCUGGCUUCGGGAGCCUCAGUCAGAGCAGUGCCAGCUUCCUUGCCCCCAGGAGCAUCAGGAAUGAUGAACUGCUUGGCGACCUCACCAGGACUCCCCCAACACCCCCCUCUGCCUUUCUGAAAGCUUCCAGCGAGUCCUCCUACCUGAGUAUCCUACCAAAGACCCCAGAAGGAAUAAGCGAAGAACAGAGGACUCAGGAGUUGGCCGCAAUGGAAGAUGCCCGAAUCACAAUUCUGAACAACCUUGAAGAACUUGAACAAAAAAUCAAAGAUAUAAAUGACCAGAUGGAUGAAUCCUCCAGAGAGUUGGAUAUGGAAUGUGCUCUUUUGGAUGGAGAGCAGAAAUCUGAGACAACUGAACUUAUGAAGGAGAAGGAGAUUUUGGAUCAUCUAAACCGGAAAAUAGCAGAACUGGAAAAGAACAUUGUUGGUGAAAAGACCAAGGAGAAGGUAAAGCUUGAUGCUGAAAGGGAAAAACUAGAGAGGCUACAGGAGCUUUACUCCGAGCAGAAGACCCAGCUGGACAAUUGUCCUGAGUCCAUGAGGGAACAGUUACAACAACAACUGAAGAGGGAUGCCGACCUGUUGGAUGUCGAAAGUAAACACUUUGAAGAUCUAGAAUUCCAGCAGCUUGAGCAUGAGAGCCGUCUGGAUGAGGAAAAGGAGAACUUGACCCAACAACUCCUGCGCGAAGUGGCUGAAUAUCAGCGGAACAUAGUCACUAGAAAGGAAAAAAUUUCUGCACUGAAAAAGCAAGCCAAUCACAUUGUUCAGCAGGCUCAGAGAGAACAAGAUCAUUUUGUGAAAGAAAAGAAUAAUUUAAUAAUGAUGCUACAAAGAGAAAAGGAGAAUCUUUGUAACUUGGAAAAGAAAUACUCCAGCCUUUCUGGGGGAAAAGGGUUUCCUGUUAACCCCAGUACUCUGAAAGAGGGCUAUCUCAGUGUAAGUGAAAUUAAUGAGCCAUGUGGCAAUUCCACGAAUCUGUCCCCUUCCACUCAGUUCCCUGCUGAUGCUGAUGCUGUUGUCACUGAGCCUGCCUCAGCUGUGCCGGUGAGCCAGCCACAGAGUACGGAGCAAAGAUCACCUGUCUGUUCUGGAUUUAUGUUUCCUUCCACUCUUUCUCCUCAUCCUGUCACUCAACCUCCAUCAAACCCUUGGCCGGAAGUCAUGGCUACAUCUGUCGAUACUUUUCCUUUAAAUGACACACCUCCUCCUCUACCAGCUAAGAAACACAGAAGGCAACAGCAGCAGGAACCACAGCACUUUAGAAGUCUGGAAGAAAGGAAAAAACAGCAUAAAGAAGGCCUCUAUCUGAGUGACACUUUGCCUCGAAAGAAAACCACACCUUCCAUCUCCCCACAUUUCAGCAGUGCUACAAUGGGGAGAAGCACCACCCCAAAGGCUCACCUGCCCCUGGGACAGAGCAACAGCUGUGGCAGUGUGCUCCCUCACUCGCUGGCAACCAUGACCAAAGACUCAGAAUCUCGGAGGAUGCUCAGAGGCGCAAUUAGUAAUUCCAAAAGUUCAAGUAUAAAAGGUUAUAAUCACCAGCAGAUGAGUGAAGGACAAAGGCAGAAAUCUGAAUUUUACAACCGCACAGCAUCUGAGUCAAAUGUGUACUUGAAUAGUUUCCAUUAUCCAGAUCACAGCUACAAGGACCAGGCAUUUGACACUUUGAGCCUGGACAGCUCUGAUAGCAUGGAGACCAGCAUCUCUGCCUGCUCACCGGACAAUAUCUCUAGUGCCAGCACUUCAAAUAUUGCCAGAAUAGAAGAAAUGGAGAGGCUGUUGAAACAGGCUCAUGCAGAAAAGACACGGCUGCUUGAAUCCAGGGAACGAGAAAUGGAAGCCAAAAAGCGAGCUCUGGAAGAAGAAAAACGACGCCGAGAACUCCUAGAAAAACGACUGCAGGAAGAAACUAGCCAGAGGCAGAAGUUAAUAGAAAAGGAAGUGAAAAUAAGGGAGAAACAAAGGGCACAGGCUCGUCCUUUGACACGAUAUCUACCUGUCCGGAAGGAAGACUUUGAUUUGCGGAGCCAUGUAGAGACUGCUGGCCACAAUAUUGACACCUGUUAUCAUGUAUCCAUCACAGAGAAGACCUGUCGAGGAUUCCUCAUCAAAAUGGGUGGAAAAAUUAAAACCUGGAAAAAACGUUGGUUUGUUUUUGAUCGGAAUAAGAGAACAUUUUCUUAUUAUGCAGAUAAGCAUGAAGCUAAAUUAAAAGGAGUAAUAUACUUUCAAGCCAUUGAAGAAGUAUAUUAUGAUCAUCUUAAGAAUGCUAAUAAGAGUCCUAAUCCAUUACUCACCUUUAGCGUCAAGACACAUGACAGAAUCUAUUACAUGGUGGCCCCAUCACCGGAAGCCAUGCGGAUCUGGAUGGAUGUGAUAGUUACCGGGGCGGAAGGGUACACUCACUUCUUGUUGUAGUGAAUGGAAGCAACCGUCCACUUCAGGGCAGACUGCAAUAAUCCCUUACAAGAAUGAAGCCAUAUUCAAUCCCAGAUGGAAAGACCCGAUUGACCCCCUCUCUGUGACUGUACACGCUCAGAACUCUUUUCAUAUUGAGAAGUCUUUUGUAAAAAGAAGAGGCUUUAAUUCAAAGUUUGAUCAUACAUAACAAAAGAAUUGAAGCGCCUAUGAGAAACACUAUUUUGAUAAAUAGCAUCAUGUAUGAACAUUUCAUAUAAACUAUUUUUUAUCAAUUGUUGGUUUUGGUGAAAUGAACUAACAGUUUACAAAAUGUCUGUAUAUAUGUACUUGAAAAUAUAGAAUUAGUUUAGCAUCCAAAUCAUUGCCAUUGACAUUAUUGGUAAUCAACUGACUUUUUAAAAAUAGCAUUUUAUCAAUACAAGUAAAUAAGGGCUUGGAGGAGAAUGUGUUUUAAGAAUUUUGCCUUAAUUUUUAAGUACUGCACCAAAACCAAAGACUUGGCAUGAUUUCUGUUUAGCAAUAGUAGUUUCAAGUAAUAAACUGCACUUAGUGUGACUCUAUAUUUUAAAAUGAUAUUUUGAUGCCAUCAAGUGCCCAGGAAAUUGACUUUGCAAUGUCACCAACAGCAUAAGCUACCGAACAUAUAUAGUAAACCACUUACUGUAAAAAGAGAAAAAAUAUAGCUGUGUGUUUCAAAAAAAAAGUCACUGUAGACAACAGAUGUUCUCUCACAUUGGACAAUUUAAAUAAAGAGAACAUUUGGUGUUAGGAGCUUAUUUUGCUGAAGAUUUCUCCAUUCCCCAUGCUGAGGAUAAAGGCAACCAGUAGUGCAUUUUCUUUAGAUUGUUGGAUUCCUCUUUGUUAUGGAGCACAUCUGCUAACUGCUGUUCUCAUGACUUAACUCUGAAACUAUAGCUCUGUUUUUGCCAAAGAACAGAAUAAUUAAAAUACCUAUUUACAGAAAUGGUGUAGUUCUAUAAAAAGGCAAGCAAAGUUCACUUAACAUUCUCUAUAAUAGUUUAUUAUGUAUUUUCAAUUAGCCUUUGUUUUUUAGAGUUAAAUUAAUUUUUGUUGAAUGAAAUGACUUCAGGCAAGUCUCUUUUAUAAUGGUUUCUCGGAUGCCAUUUAUCCUAGUUUUUCAUGUUUUGUGUGUUUGUAAGUAUGAAUGUACUCUUUCCCAAACAUGGCAAAUAAAUAAAAGUAGAAAAUAAUGAUGUUACUUACAAAGGGGAAAUGAUUAGUUUAGAAGUGUCUAUAAAAUCUGUCAGGCCUGAUUGGGUACAAUUUUUUUUUUUAUUUUGCAAUGUACUUUGUAUACAUAUAUACAUGUUGCCAAUAAUAAGACUGCAACUGGAUAACACAAGAUUUUACUUGAACAAUGAAGGACAAAAAUCAUGAUUGUAGAAGAUAUUUUUAAAAUCGGAUUUUGCAGAGAUCACCUCUAAACUCAUUAAUGGUCUAAGAGAAUGAAAUGCAAUUGCUAAGAUUUUGUUGGUUAAGGUAAAGACAUAAUUUUUCUGUACUGUACUAUCUCCAUAGGAUUGUAAGGGUAUUCUAAUCAAUUUGCAUGAAAACCUUUUAAAUAUGUGUGUUAAAUAUAUUGAGUGUGGAUUAAAAUGUUGACCUGAUUUCACAUUUGAAAGUAAACUCCUCUCUCAUUAAGAAGUUACCCAUCUGUAACAUGAUGGGAGGUAGAUUAAUCAGCAAAAAUCAAUUGUAGAAUCCAUAUAUAGAUUGUUGUGUGCCAACAUUAUGGUUUUUAGUUUAACAAGUAAAUAGAAGGAUCUCUGGCCACAUUGCUGUUGCUUACGAAAUGAGAUAAAACUUGAAAAAAAUCUGACAUAUUGUCUUUUUGCACUGAUGCAGUGAUAACUGUGGAUUGCAAGGGCCAUGUUUACUCAUCUUUCUAUCCAACAACAAAAAAAUGCAAAUGUGAAGGAAAGCUUUGAGGUUUUACUUGAUGGGGAUUUCAUUUCUCUCUCUAAACUAAGAUAGCAGAUUUCUGAAAGAGAAACUGCCCUCAGCAAUAUGUUCUUUCAUCCCUUUGUCUCUUAAUGAAGGCAACAUUGACAGUAGAUGACCAGAAUGAAAACAAGUUGGUCAACUUCAAGCCCAUCACUGUCAGUAAAAGUAUUUAUACUUGUCAUAAGCCACAAAUGUUCCUAAAUUGAUAGGUUAGGAAUGGAUAAAGAAAAUGAUUCAUGGGUUUGCUUUUGUUGUGCAGCAUUCUUCCCACUAUGACGAUUGCCACUAUUUUGCUACACACAUAAUGCCAGAAGACCUGAAAAAAGAAAGGGGAAAGAAGGAAGAGGAAUCAUUGAACAUUUGCAAUUAUCCAAAAACUAAAAGGAGAAGUGAUUUGUUGUUAAAAUACUAGGGAUGGUGAAGUGACGUUCCUUGGGUAUCACCUUUGUGAUUCAGUCCCUUUGUAUUCUACAACAGACCUAAUGGAAAAAUGGCAAAAUAGCUGAACAUCUUGUGGAGUAUGUUCUGAAGUUAAGUCCUUAGUCUAUGUCCUUCCUAUUUUAGAGACAUUACACCUUUAAGAAAGAGAUCUAUUCAGUCUCUAUUUAUCCAACUUUUCCAGUUUGUUACCCAUCUGUAACAUGAUGGGAGGUAGAUUAAUCAGCAAAAAUCCAAAGACAUGCUGGAUUUACUAUAUCCAACCUUUGCCUUUAACUCUGGUACCAGUCAUUGCUCCAAAAUUUAUAACAAAUAGUCAAGUGGUUUCACCCGAAGUAUUACACCAGACACAGUAAUUUUUAAGCAGACAAAUCUUAGAGAAGGCGUUACUGGUUGAUACUUGAGGCCCUCAAGAAGUACUUUGAAGGGUAUCAGAGUUUAUACAACUAUUUAUCCAACUAUUUUUCUAUUGUCCAUAUUUUUUUCUUGUUUUCUCUAAGAAUGGUGCUGUAGUAGAUAACAUGCAUCGUAAUGGACUUGUGUUUGCUUGUUUUCAAUAAGGUACUCACAAAUGGGAGGGCACUGGGUCAAAGCACAUUGAAAAUAAUGCAUAUUUUAAAUUGAAAUAAAUGUGGCCACAUUACUUGACAAGAUUUUAGCAUUUCACCCUCCCAGCAACCAUACAUAAAUGAUAAGUUUCCAGCAUCUUUGCAAAUAUUUGCCCUUUUUAAUUUCUGUCAAUCUUAUGGGUGGAAAAAAUGGCAUGUAAUUUUUUAAAUUCACAUUUUUCAAUUAGGCAUCAUGUUUAUUUAUUUAAACUGCCUAUUUAUAGCUGUUGGUCAGUUUAUCGAAAUCGUUUUUCUUAUUUCUAAGAGUAAACUGAAUAGAAUCGAUGUAUCUAUGCUGUAAAGUCUGUUUUUUUUCUAGGUUCUCGUUGGACUUAAUGUAUCUUUUGCCAUUAAAAAUGUUUAAGUUCA
Molecule: messenger RNA, 7740 nt
Organism: Sciurus carolinensis (gray squirrel)
Lineage: Eukaryota; Metazoa; Chordata; Mammalia; Rodentia; Sciuridae
Gene: Phldb2
Product: pleckstrin homology like domain family B member 2
Exons: 21
Coding region: 242-4357 (1371 amino acids)
Biological process (GO): regulation of microtubule cytoskeleton organization
Cellular component (GO): basal cortex
Source: RefSeq, a predicted model, not a curated record